AUCACAGUUCGGUGUUGAGCUUUCACGAGGCAAGAGGACAACGUCAAACUGCUCAUCAACAGUUUGAUUUUGUGUCCUUUCUCUCUACUUCCUUGUUUUUUUGGUGGAACGGCCGCGGACAUUCAGUGACACACCGUCGACGGGUCACGCCACCCCACCCACAGAGGAUCGGAAAAAGCAAUUUUUCCGCUUUUCGUUCAUUUGGAUUUGAGUGUGCAAAAAGAUGCCGAAAGUUAGUUGGUUUACGUCUCUGGGAAUCGUCCUGUUGGCGUCGCCGACGUUUGGGAUCGAUUUAAGCAGACUCUAUGGCCACCUGGAGCCACCGAUGCAGAAACGUGGAGAGUCCUGCCAUCCCUACGAGCCAUUCAAGUGCCCUGGAAGUGACCAGUGCAUCUCCAUCCAGUAUCUUUGUGAUGGUGCGCCCGACUGUGCAGAUGGUUACGAUGAAGAUAUGAGGCUAUGUACGGCAGCAAAGAGACCACCUGUGGAGGAAACGGCAUCCUUCCUGCAGAGUCUCCUGGCAAGCCAUGGACCCAACUACCUGGAGAAGCUCUUUGGUAGCAAAGCUCGAGACGCCCUGGAGCCACUGGGGGGUGUUGAGAAGGUUGCCAUUGCACUAUCAGAGUCACAGACCAUCGAAGACUUUGGGGCUGCACUCCAUCUCAUGAGGUCGGAUUUGGAGCACUUGCGAUCGGUUUUUAUGGCAGUUGAGAAUGGAGAUUUGGGUAUGCUGAAAUCACUGGGGAUCAAAGACUCCGAAUUGGGGGAUGUGAAGUUUUUCCUGGAGAAAUUGGUCAACACUGGCUUCCUCGACUGAGUAGCGCCAGAUCCAGCUUCCCCAUACUACUAUGCUGUUCCUAUCAAUCCUCAGUUCUACUCCUAUCUCGGUUCAUCCUUCGAGGGAUAUGUUUAUUAAUUCUCAACCCCAUUUUUUUUUCGUUCUACUUAAUCUAUCUCUCCCCAUUUCUUCUGCAUCAUUAAUCACCUGGAUUUUUUUGUUGUUGACUGAGAGAGUAAGGAGUAUGCAAAAAAAAACGAUAAAAUCGCUUCGAGAUUCAUCCUCUUCAUUUGCCAAAUGGCCAUAUUGAGAGAGAGCAGAGAGAAAUCAUGAAAGAGAAUGAAGGGAUGAAGCUCGAGGCACCCAAAAAAAAAUCAUCCCCUUUCAAUUAAUUUUGCGUUUGGGUUGUUUGGCGUGUGAAGGUAAAAAAAAAUGAGAAGAUAGAGGAGUGAUGAUAAUUUCUGGGAGAUGGAUUUGAGUGGUGUCAUAAAUUGUGUGCGUGGUGCUUUUGGUCGUACUGAGAGAAAGCAAAAAAAAGGACAUAAAGAGGCAGCUGAAGGAUCCUCUUUUCUGGUUAACGAGGACACAAAAAGAAUUAUAAAAAAAAUGAAUUAAAAAAAAAGAAACAAAACGAUUGCUUAGCCAUAGAAAACUUCAAAAAGCUCAUCCCGCGGUGGUACCCAAAGGAAACUUUAAAUUACCUCCAAGGACUUCUGCUCCUUCCUGGACUGACACACAGGAACGAUGCAAAUCACCCAAAUUGUGGCCAAUUUAACUUCCCUUUGCCGUACCACUGCUAAGGAUAUGCAUGAAACCCGAAGAAUUCAAUUAACAAAACAUAUAAAAAGAAAAAAAACAUAAAAUAAGUAUAAAUGAAAAUUUAGAAAAUUUAUCAAAAGUAGAUUAGAAAUGGAAAAUGAGCAAACGCAAAUUUGAUUUUUAAAAAUUCUAUGCACCCAAUAACAAAAUCCUUUGUUGUCUUUUCUAAAACCAAAAAAAAUGAAUUUCUAUCUAAAGAAAAAAUUUCAAUUUAAAUCUCUAUAAUGAAAAAAAACCUUUUCUUUAACGGAAGCAGGAUCGCAACACAAAGAAAAAAAUUGACGUGAAUUCUUAAAGUAUUUUCGGAGAAAACUCCCCGAUAAAAUUCCUUUGAAAAUCUCUAAAGAAAAAUAUGAAAAAAAUUAUUAUAAGAAUUGUAUCUCUUUAAUAUAUGUGUUUUUUAUUAUUAUACAAACUUUCUUCUAUAAGCGUCCUGAUAAUGAGAAUAAAUUAACAAAAAAAAAAGAAAAAUUAAGGAUUUCAUCACACCAAAAGAUUUCUGUGCGAAAAACCAUGAAAAAAAAUCGAGAGAAAGAACAUCUCGAAGUCCAUUUUAAGCUUAUAAAUAAAAGGAAAAAAAAUGAAGAUUAAGAAACUCUACUUGUCUUGUGAUAUGUGUCUCUUAUUCUUAUGUCUCUGACUCAAAGACAUUCGUCUCUGUAACUGUAAGAAUGUAAAUGUAUGAACUGUAAAUGUAAGAAUUGCAUAAAAGAGGUUUUUAAGGAGAAUCUUAGAGAGACAGACACCUUUUUUCUUUCUUAGAAAAUUAACCUCUCCCAUAUCCGUCUGAAGAAGUACAUUAAAAUUCUUCAGUCUGUAUAGAGAAAAUUAAGGAUCCUACCUUAUCCUCAAAAUUUGAACAAAAACUGUCUCUAAACUAGAAAGGCUUUAAACCGAAAGAACUUCAAAUGCUUUCGGGAAGUUUAAGGAAUCAUUUUAAAUGAUUGUUUUGAGCCUGUUGGAUUUUUGAGGCUUGAGUUUUAACCUUUUUUUUCUUUUUUUGUUUAAUUUUUAAAUUUUAGGAUUUGCAAAAACUCAAAGUAUUGACUGAGAUUGAAGAGAUUUUUCGUUAUGCUGAUCCUUUUUUACUGUUUUAAACCCUUUUUAUUUAAGAAGUAAUUACGGAUCAAUCUAAAGAUCAGCUCAAAAAAUUGUUUUUUUUUACAGAAAAGUAUUUUUUUUAAAUUUAUUUUCUAAAGAGUUUUAAUAAUUUUUAAAAUUAUUAUUGCAAAUUCAGGCUUUAAGUUUGACAAAAUUUUUAAAUUUAAAGGCAUAUUCAACAGCUUUCUAUAGCGAAAAAAAGGACAGAAAAACUUCCCGAAAGCCCCUACAAAACCCAACCUAAAAAUCUAAAUCUACAAAAACAAAAGAAAUUGACAAAAAAUCUAUUUUGUGGUUAUUUUGCUGUCAAUCUUCGUAUUUACCAUGAGAGAAAAAAUAAAUAAGCUAAAGUCAUAUUUAAAAAAAAAAGAAUUAUACUAAAUAAAAUCACAAAAGAGUUGUGUACCUUAAAAUACAAAAAAAAAAAAUAACAAAAGAAAUUAAAGAUUACAAAUCUUGUAGCUUAAGAAAUUUAUUUUUCUUCUGCUUUUUCAUUUCUCGUUAAUUUAUGUUUUUUUUAUUUUAUUUUAUGGAAUCUAAAAAAAACAAUGUUAAAUUAGGAUCUAGGAGUUAAGUUAAAAAAAAAAGAUGAAUAAAAAAAAGCUUAAGAAGCUGAGAUAUAAAAAAUAUGUGAGAAAAAACACGACAGACUUCUGAUUGAGGUGAAAAAUGUAAGUUUUAAAAACAUUUUAUGAAAUGAGAUAAAAUAUAAAAAUGUUGCGAUAUGAAUUUAAACAAUUCACCAAAAAAAUGUGAGAGAAAAAAGUUUUAGAAUUUAAAUAUAUUAUAUUAAAAGAAAAAAAAAGAUUUAAUGAAAUUAGAUUUAGAAAAUAUAUAAAAAUCAACAAGUGUUUAAAAACAAAAUGAUAAGAUAUAUAUACACACUAUAUUGCUAGUGAUGGUCAAUUUUGAUUAAUAUUUAUUGUACAUUUUAGGAAGGGAGGAAGAAAUAAAAGAUUUAGAUGGUGGAGUUAUUUAAAGAAAAAAAUAAAUUAAAAAUUAAAGAAAACCCAGCCCUAUAUUAAAAAAGAAAAAAAAUAUUAAGAAAAAAAUGUAAAUGUAAUAAAAAACAUGGAGAUACAAAGCAGUUUACUGAAAAAAUGAGAUAAAAAUCUACUUAUGUCAUAAGAACAUACAUAAUAUAUUUAUCUAAUGAAAAUUUACCUAUUUGUGUAUCGUAGAAUAUAAUCAAAGAAAUGAUACAUAUCUUAAUAUUGCAUAUCCUUAUUAAAAAAAACCAAAAAAAAAAUGAAGAAAUGAUAUUUAAAAAAAAACCUUUUAUGGAACACAAAAAUGCAUAUCAAAAUGAAAAAAAAACUAAUUAAAUGAGAAAAAAUCCUUAAAAUCUAUGAAUUUUAAAAAACAUAUAUAAUGUGAGAUAUAUACCAUAUACUGUCUAAAGAUUUAAUGAAAAAAAUGUUAUAUAAAAGCUGACAUAUCAAUUUUAUCAGGAACUACAAUUGUGAGAAAAAUUUUAACAAGAAAACUAACGAGGAGGACGAGUAUUGAGAAAACAUAUCAUGCAGUACGGAAAAAAUAUAUAUGUGUACGUACUUAAAAUCGGAAGCACUUUUCCCCCACUCUUCCCGUCCCUUCCUCUUUCACCUCCUCCUGCUCCCCUAAAACAAUCCCCGUUUUUUAGAUCUAGAAAAAGCAUCGCUAGUAUUUAAGGUGAAGCGAGAUUUCAGGAGAAGAACAUAAAGAAAAUCUGAAAAGGAUUUUUUAAAUUAUAAAACAGAGAAAGGCUUUGUGCGGACUUUCAAGGGGUGACCCAUCCUGACCUACCCUCAAGCCACCAUCAGCUGUACAUUGUGCAGGUCACCCCUUGAUGUUCUGCACACUCAUCCCAUUCAAAGGAAGCGCGACAACCCACGGCUAAAACAAAGUGCGACUAACUCUAAAAAAAAAGCGAAAGAUUGUAUUAAAAAAGUUUCAAAAAAAAUCACAACGAUGGCACGGAAUGGCGUUAAAGUUUGCAAGUAUUUUUCCUCCCAAUAUUCCCCAGUUCACACCGCAAUUUACGUUGCAUUUUUCUCAUUUAAUUCCCACCUCGCCCCAUUCCUCCCCCACCCCAUUUAAUCCCCAUUAGCGUAUCCGCCCUGAAAAAAAGAGAAUUCUUCGCAGAGAAAGAAAAAAUCCCAAGUCCAUGAGAAAAAAAAUUCGAACGACCUUAUUUUGAGUACAGGUUUUUUUUUUUCAUUUUAUUGUUAUCAAUUAUCACUAAAAUAUUGAUGUAUAGAUUAUAUCAUAUUUUAUUGUUUAAUAAACAGCAAUGAACCAGAAUAAAAACUAA
Messenger RNA from Lutzomyia longipalpis, 4991 nucleotides. Its product is annotated as IDLSRF-like peptide. The transcript has 5 exons. Lineage: Eukaryota; Metazoa; Arthropoda; Insecta; Diptera; Psychodidae. The record is from RefSeq and is a predicted model, not a curated record. Bases 224 to 817 code for a protein of 197 amino acids. Gene Ontology annotation, molecular function: protein binding.